This is a messenger RNA of Cricetulus griseus (Chinese hamster), 1885 nucleotides long. The record is from RefSeq and is a predicted model, not a curated record. NCBI's taxonomy places the organism in Eukaryota, Metazoa, Chordata, Mammalia, Rodentia, Cricetidae.
UGAUACUCAGACUAGUUGAGAUCCCGGCCCCAGGCCCGCCCUCUACCGUGGGACUGCCGCUUCGCACUGGACGCCAAGCUGACUUGGGAGCCGCCCACUGCCCCCUCGCCCAGCGGUGGUCGCGGGCGUUCUUAGCCCAGCCGUUGUCUCCCAUGUCUGCCCCCACCCUUCAGAACUAGGUUUCUUUAAUAAAUUUCCCUUCCUGUUUAGUCAAGCCUCAGGCAGCAGCAAGUCGAUGUGGCCAGACUGUAGAUUUCGAAAUGAACCUGUGUCCUUGAGACCCUAGGAGACCGACUCUGCCCCUCACCUUGCCCCAAGGCACUGUGGGCUUGGCCUACAGUCUAGCCUGCCUUCCUACCCUGGCCACCCUUGUAACCUUUCGGGAGCAUCCUUAGGGAAUGAUGGCACCUGCCUGCAUCUUGCCUUCCGUGGGUGGGAAGGGACCAGGAGGUGGCCUUAAGGCUAAGUAUGACCCGCCCAUCCGCGGCACCAAUCCCAGGGCAGCACAGAUGGGGGCUGAGUCAUGAGUCUGUAUAGCCUCCCCAUAACUGUGCUUGAAGUGGAGGGCUGCAGGACAGCUUUUGAGGACCAGCAGGAUUGUCCUGGGUUCCUGUUGGCCAGGGUUGGGGGGCUAAAUCCGGAAGAGAGAGGGAGCCAUGGAUUUGCUUCGGGAGCUGAAGGCCAUGCCUGUUACAUUACACCUGCUCCAGUCCACCCGUGUUGGGAUGUCUGUCAAUGCCCUGCGGAAGCAGAGCUCAGAUGAAGAGCUCAUUGCACUGGCCAAAUCCCUCAUCAAGUCCUGGAAGAAGCUCUUGGAUGUUUCUGAUGGCAAGACCAGGGAUCAAGGGAGGGGCACACCUCUGCCCACAUCAUCCUCAAAGGAUACCUCAGGGACUACGGAUCUCAGGCUUUGUCUCUCUAGCUGCAAGAAGCCAGACCCACCUAGGACCUUAUCCACUCCGAGGAUCACCACAUUUCCCUCAGUUCCCAUCACCUGUGAUGCUGUACGAAACAAAUGCCGUGAAAUGCUGACUUUGGCCCUGCAAACGGACCACGACCACAAGGCUGUUGGUGUAGACUGCGAGCAUCUGUCAGCUCAGAUCGAGGAGUGCAUCUUCCUGGAUGUGGGAAACACAGAUAUGAAGUACAAGAACCGCGUGCGGAGCCGGAUCUCCAACCUGAAAGAUGCCAAGAACCCUGGCCUGCGGCGAAACGUGCUGUGUGGUGCCAUUACACCCCAGCAGAUAGCUGUGAUGACAUCAGAGGAGAUGGCCAGUGAUGAGCUGAAGGAGAUCCGCAAGGCCAUGACCAAGGAGGCCAUCCGUGAGCAUCAGAUGGCCCGCACAGGUGGCACACAGACUGACCUGUUCACCUGCAGCAAGUGCAAGAAGAAGAACUGCACCUACACGCAGGUGCAGACCCGCAGCUCCGAUGAGCCCAUGACCACUUAUGUUGUCUGCAACGAGUGUGGGAACCGCUGGAAGGUAGGUGGGUGGGCCCAGAAUGCUCACCUCCAGUCCUGUCUCAGCACAUAUUGGACCUUAAGUAGGAACCAGGGCCCACUGUACCCAGCUAGCCUCCUGGGAGUCUCUGGGAUGGAGCCCCAUGCCUGUCCCAUUUCUGCCCUAGGGGUCAUGUGGGGCCUUGGUCAGAUAUUCUCUGCCUUCCUGCAGUUCUGCUGAUCCCUUGUACUGAUGUGUUGUCCUGGCCAUGGCUAGCAUUGCCCCCUCCUGCAAUGUUCUUGGUGGACACAGCUUCUCUGGAGAUCCCCAGAAGGUGGCAUGCUCUGUCCCAGUCUGCCUGCCUGCCAUGCACCUUUUUGCCCUUUGUCUCUCAUUAAAUGUUUUCUUUUGCCUUUCUCUGGCUCUGCUCCUGGUGAGCUAUA